AUGUUAUGGCAUAUAGUUGUAACAUUCCUGUAUGGUGAAAUGUUCGCUGUUCUGCUGAUGAUCCUUCCAUUCUUCUCAUCACAAACAUGGAGCAAAUUCUUCAAAUUCGGUAUAAUUCGGAGAAUUUCGGAAAAAUCAUCAUUCUAUUUUCGCUUAUUCCUUGUAAUGUUAGUAUGCGUGUUAGCUGAAGCACUUCGUAAUGUAUGGUCAUUGAGACAAGCUUAUGCUUCACUGAAAGAUCAUCCUCAUGAAAUGCGUCCAGAAACAGAAUCACUUUAUUUAAUGCGUAUGUUUCGUGCUCAACGUAAUUUCUAUAUUAGUGGAUUUUCAUUAUUUGUCUGGUUCGUACUGCAUCGUCUUGUCAGUUUACUUUCGGAACAUGCCAAAAUGGCAGCUUCUGAAGAGGCAAGUAUUAGACAAGCUCAGAGUGCAACAGCUGCUGCACAACGUUUGUUAGAUCAACCAAAGGUCACCACUGACAGUGAUACAGAAGAUGUAUAUCCUGAUACUUUAGAAGCAUUAAAAGAUGAACUGGCAAAAUUAACCAAGAAAUUCGAAUCUGAAGAGAAAGCUCAUAAAAAAACAAAACAAGAUUUGGAAACUUUAAAGAAACAAACUCUUCAAACUAAUAAUGAAUAUGAUCGUGUUACUCAAGAAUGUCAAAAAUUACAAGUAAGAAUUGUGUAUACAGAGAUGAUUUUCAUGUUUUCUAUAUGUGAGAUUCUAUAA
This is a messenger RNA of Schistosoma turkestanicum, 729 nucleotides long. The record is from the annotation of a GenBank genome assembly. Lineage: Eukaryota; Metazoa; Platyhelminthes; Trematoda; Strigeidida; Schistosomatidae.